GAUGACACUCUAUUUUGAACCUUCCUUGACCCAUCUAAUAUCUUCCCCUUCAUCGAAAUAACACAGAACCAAUAAACACACAAUAAUGGCUUCCCGCAUCGCUGCUGCUGUCAAAGGCAUCCGUUUCGCCUCCUCUACUUCCGCUGCUAACGCUGCUAACCCUUGGUUGGCUGAGCGCAUUGCCAUCAAGGAACAUGCCGGACCUGCUGCUGAGACCUGGCGCAAAAUUUCUAUCUAUGUCUGCAUCCCUACUAUCCUCGUUUCUUCGGCCAAUGCCUACAAUCUCUAUGCUAAGCAUCAGGCCCACUUGGAGCAUGAGCGUCAUGAGGGUCACGAGCGCGUCAAGUACCCUUACAUGCGCAUCCGUGCCAAGGCUUUCCCAUGGGGUGAUGACUCUUUGUUCUAUAAUCCCGAUGUCAACUUCUAAACGAGCUUGGCUUAAUGAUCAUCAUCAAUCAUCAACAACAUCGAUAACAAAAAAAAAAAAGAAAAAGAUGGGCGGAUGAAUUUUUAGAAUCGUAUACAGUUCUUUAUAGCUUUGUUAGCUUUACAAUAACAUGGAUGAAGGAAACUAAGGAAGUUCUGAAAAUUCAGGCGACUUAGUCAAAAGUAAAAAAAACUUUUUUCUUUUACUUUGUGAAUAAAGAAAUAAUAUUUAAAAAAAAA
Molecule: messenger RNA, 666 nt
Organism: Lobosporangium transversale
Lineage: Eukaryota; Fungi; Mortierellomycota; Mortierellomycetes; Mortierellales; Mortierellaceae
Product: cytochrome c oxidase, subunit VIa
Exons: 3
Coding region: 86-427 (113 amino acids)
Biological process (GO): mitochondrial electron transport, cytochrome c to oxygen
Cellular component (GO): mitochondrial inner membrane
Molecular function (GO): enzyme regulator activity
Source: RefSeq, a predicted model, not a curated record